Messenger RNA from Culex quinquefasciatus (southern house mosquito), 2516 nucleotides. Its product is annotated as eukaryotic translation initiation factor 2-alpha kinase 1. The coding region runs from base 148 to 2328 and encodes 726 amino acids. Gene Ontology annotation, molecular function: protein kinase activity; ATP binding. NCBI's taxonomy places the organism in Eukaryota, Metazoa, Arthropoda, Insecta, Diptera, Culicidae. The transcript has 3 exons. The record is from RefSeq and is a predicted model, not a curated record. Gene Ontology annotation, biological process: protein phosphorylation.
UUGGUUCCUUCUUCCGCAUGAAGAGUUUUCGUGCUUUCAGAUCGCAAAAUUUCCCAACAAUCGCAAAAAUUGGCUUUAUUUUUAAAAUUGCAAAUAAAAAGUUGAUAUGCUAUAGUGAACGUGGUGCGCAAAUUGCGUGCGAAGACAAUGGAAUCCGACGGCGACAGUGACGACGACUUUGGCCCGGACUGGGACGAGCUGGAGACGAUAACGAAGUUUGAUGGAGUAGGUUCCGGUGGGGUCAACCUGUCCUCGGUGACCCGCGCCUCCACCGAACUAGUCGGCAAUGGUCUGCACAGCCGCUUGGCCGCCAAGGCCAGCACUCCGGUUUCUCUGCUGGUGGAGUCUUUGGUGCAGCAGCUGUGCGCUCUGCUGGAUCCGGACCCAAAAAGGUCCCAGGAGCUGUACAAUACAAUCUGCGAGCGUCUUCACGCGGUCAAUCUGAUUGACGAAACGUACGCCAUGGGCGAAUUCGAAAUGAUGCGAAGUCAGUACCAGAAGGCACUCUACCAGCUGGUCAGCAUUGCCCGCGGACAGAACCUGCCCGUUCCGGUGGCCCUCGAGAACAUGUGGCCACUGCAGCCACAGCCGACCGUCGGGCUGGAGUGGUCUCGGUACCAUCGGGAGUUCACCGAACUUGGGUUCAUCGCUGGAGGGGGUUUCGGGAAAGUGUACCGCGCUCGGAAUAACUUGGAUGGCGGAGUGUACGCGGUCAAGAAGAUUACGAUCCGCUCGACGACCAUCAACAACGUGUUGGUGCACCUGGCGGAGGUAAAGACGCUGGCCAGUCUGAAUCACAUCAACAUCGUGCCAUACAAGGCGGCCUGGCUGGAACCGUUGCUGGCGAAUGUCGGUCGUGGGAGGAAUGAUAGCGGAGGUGGGGGUGAUGGGAACGGGGUGGACGGAGAGAAUGGAAGGUCCACGAUGGAUGAUGAGGAUGAGGACGAGGAGGAAGAUGAGGACGAUGAUGUGGAAAGCAGUGGAGGAGUUUCGUUUAGCUUGAGGUCGAUCACGCAUCAGUCCAAAUCGCGCACCCGCCGGCGAACCCUCUCCGACUCGCUGAAACUCCAGGACGAGACGACGGACGAUUUCAUCCACUUUGAGCACAGCCAGCCCAACAGCAACGACGGACAGGAUCGCUCGUCCAAGUCCAAGUCCAAAUCCUCGUCUCGAGACCGCCAGCUGGCCGAGCUGGAGGACGCCCGCGGAAGUGUCCUGAGCGUGGAGGAAACGCAGCCCCACGUCAAGCUCAAGUGGGCCACGCUGUACAUCCAGAUGACGCUUUGUCACUUGACGCUGAGGGAGUGGUUGGACGACCGGAACCGGUUCGGGUGCUUCGAAGAGUUUUACAGUGGGUUUGUGCGGAGUCGCCGGCCGGACUUUGUCGCGAGUACCAUUCCGAAGAAUUCGUUCUGCCGGCAGAGCUCGCAGCUGAGCGGGAUUGGGUGUUUUGGUAAUGAAGAACCUAGUCCGGUUCAGGACGACCGGACGGCCAACAGUUCGUCACAGCAUUUGGACGUCGUUACGGACGUUUUGCAUCAGCUGUUGAACGGGUUGACGUACAUUCACUCCCGAGGCAUCGUCCACCACGACAUCAAACCGAGCAACAUCUUCGUCAGCGUCAACGACCACGACAAGUCGAUUUCGAUCCAGCUGGGCGACUUCGGUCUGGCCUGCCCCUUGCAGAGUUCUCACACCGGUGCCGGCUUCGGAACUCCACUGUACGCCGCCCCAGAACAACUGGAAGGCAAAUGUGACCCCAAAUCGGACAUUUACUCGCUUGGAAUCAUCCUCCUCGAACUCCUCAUCUCCCUCGACACCGACAUGGAGCGAGCGGAGAUGAUCAAGCAGGUUCGCGAGGGCCACUUCCCGCGGGACCUCGACCCCGAGUACAGUGCCCUACUCAAAAACCUUCUAAACAAGCGACCCCUCAAGCGUUUAGACACAUUCGCCCUCACCGAAGCCGUCAACUGCUUGAAGCUCAACCGGGACAAGGUCAUCUCCCAGCUGCGACGAAGUUUGACCCUGCAGGGUGAGCAGCUCCAGGAGCUGCAGAACCAGGUCGAGCAGCACCGUCGACAGCGGCAGGAAUCGCUGGAGGAGAUCGGACAGAUGGAGCUGCGGACGAGCGAGUCGUUGAUCGUGAAGGAGCAGGAGCUGAUCAUCAAGACGAUGGAGAUUGAAAGUAAGGAGCAGCAGUUGCGGUUUAAGGAUAUUGAGUUGCGGAAUAAAGACGAGGAGAUUUUACGGCUACGGGAGCUCCUGCGGAGCUAUCAGGAAAAGAAGGACGACGAUGAGGGGAAGGAGGGCGGUUCGGAGCGAAUGUAAUCCAAGUUAUGUGUUCCUGCCUCAAUUAGUUCUGUAAGUUUUGUGAUGUGCGUUUUUUUCUUUUCAUGAAGGUCGACGACGACAGGAGAAGAUUACAUGUUUCAUUAAGUCAUUUUCCAUUAUUUGAUUGCGAAAUGUAAUUUAGUGCGCGUGAGCAAGGAAGCAAUAAACCAAAUGUUUGCUUGAUA